GGGGACCACUAAGGUCUAUAUAAAAGCAUCCAAAGAACACCAUGUCAUGGGACCUUUAAUGAUAUUAAAAUACUCAUAGACAUACAGUAUAUAUCCAUACUAAUGUCAAAGAAUCUAUUUCCAAUGUGACGUUCAGUGGAAAGAAACCUCUUAGUUGGUGGUUGUUUCAGCUAAAAAAUGCCACAAAAUUAGAGCUACAUCAUCAUCAUGUAUCAGUCAAUUUCUUUCAACAAGUACAAGUAUGUUUACAGUACGUAAAGUGAUUGGGAAUGGGAACGUGCACCACUGAGACAAGAAUCAGACAAAAGAUCUGCACACUGUAUUAAAAGUUCCCAGCAAUAUUAAGUGUGUAAUGGUUUGAGCAGAGAGAGAGAGAGAGAGAGAGAGAGAGAGAGAGAGAGACAGAGAUAUUGGUCAGCAUUGUCAAAUCACCACCACAAAGCAGAACGAGCAAAAUAUCAAGUGAUUGUGAUCUGCACGAUUGUGAUCAAUCCAUUUGAUCCAUCAAUCCAUUUGAUACUCCCACAAAGGAGACAGGGCAUGCUUCUGUGAAAAGGAACUAGAAACAUCCAGAUCAAUAUUAUACAGGCAUAUAUUAAAUACGACACAUAGGUUGAAUCAAAUUUGUAUCAUAAAUCACAUAAAUCGUCCAGAAAAAAAACAAAAAAGUGGAAAUCCAGUGGAAGUACAAAUAGUAAACUAAUAUGAGGCUAUUUUUAAGCUCACCCAACAUCACCCCACCUACCUCUAAUGGUAACGAGCCCUGCACAUGUGAGACUUCUGGGUGUUUUUCCACCACACAUUAAAUGUAUUUACCUGGCAAAUGUCUCAUAAAACUACUAUAAGAAGUAAGGUUUGUGAUUUGUGUGAAGUGAGCCUUUAAACACAUCCUAAACUUCUCACAUAUAACACAAGUCACGUUGAGAACUAAGAAACGGCCAUAUUGAGACAUCUGUUACUCUCUGUUACAUUUCUGUCCAUACAAGCUGUAACUGUUGUCUGUCUUGUUUUUCUUAUAAUACACACGUUGUACUGUACAUCUUCACUCAUACACUGUUCUUUAUUGUACUGUGUUUUCUUUUCCAUAAGUCAUGAGCUAAUAAAACACCCACAAACCACCUCAUGUUUAUGUUUGUCUUGAGUUGUCAUUCAUUUACUGUUUUCAUGCAGUUUGAUUGUCAUGUAGCCCCAAAAAUAGUUAGUUGGAGCCUAGUAUGUAUUACUAAGUUUGAAAUACUCUGUCUAUUUGGGGUGGACAUGUUCUGAACAUCAUGGUGUUUAAGUAAGUAUAACAUUUUCAAUGAAGCGUCUGCUGAAAGGUUUUCAAAAUGCAUUUAUUUUUCUUUCUGACUUGUGUCUGUUGCCCUUUGACCUCACAGCUGUGCCGCUUCACCACUCCCGUCCCCCACCUCGCCGUCUACUCUGGCAUCACUGACUUCCCGUCUGCCAAUGCCUCGCCCUCUCUCCCCUUCCUGGCCCACUCCCCAGCUUGUCCGUCCCCCAUCAGCGUGGCCUUGGACAGCACCUCGGCCUCUGAGCGGCGAGUGGAGGCCGGUGAAGGGGAAGGCGAGGGGAACCCUGCGGCUCAGGCCCCGGCAGGUGGAAAUGUGUCCAAGUCUCGCAUGGCUCUGUCCCUGCAACGUCUGCUGAAGCGUGGCUGCACCCCCGCCACCCUGUUCGCCAGCUUGUCGCCCAAAUGCCACUCAGCUGCCGGGACAAGUAGCCGCAUUCAGCCAAUUAGCCCGGAUCAACCUAGCCAGGCUCCGCCAAGACGGAUUGGCAAUUUUUUCCAGAUUAAAGUGGAUAUUCCUCCAGAGUGCCGUAUCUACCCCAUAGAGUCUGAGGACGAGGACGAGGAGAACAGGGCUGCCUCUCGGGGAGGAGUGGGAGCCAAAGAGAUCAUCUGCCCCUGGGAGAGCCUCACUCCACAGAACGGGACGGGCUAAUCGGCUGCAUUUACACAGGUAUAAAAAAAAGGGGGGGGUUUUAAAUCUGUGUCGGUCUGAGCAGGCACAUUUUUCCCAUGUUCUGACAGAGAUAAAAGAUCUCACGUAGAGCAUAAAAGGCGGAAAAUCCCGGUGUAAAUGUGGCCGCAUUCUCACCACUAGGCCACAACAUAAAUACCAAACAACAUGACUCAACGGUCAAUCUGGGACACUGUAGAGAUGGCUGUUUAGACUGAGUACUUACUGUGUCCAUGUUUUAACUCCUUAAAGGAAACCUGCUGUAUGUUUAGAGCGUCAAACACACACUGCCUGUAGGUCUGAAAGGGCCCACUUUUACGUCUGCUGCAGUAUUAUCCUCUUUUCCACUGUCCACGCUCAGUAUUUUUUUAAACUGUUUGAGUCCCAAUUCCUCAAGUGCAACUCUUCUCCUCGAAGAAAUGUUUGGCAAGCCACCAAAAAAGGCUGUAAAGGUUUUUGGAGUAUUGAAUAUUCAAGACCAAUCAAUAAACCAAUGAAUAUUGUUUAUUCAUUUAACUUUUCGAUGAUAUUUUCUUUAAAUUGUGUUCCAGCUGAUUGGCUGUUUCAAAGCCUUCUUUACACAGCCAGGAUUAUAAUUCUAAACCCGCUGUUAGUAAUUUGUAUGUAAUUUAUAUACAGAGGAAAUUAUCUUGGUGUCUUUGGCACAGCAACAGAAGUUGUAUUCAACCAUAUUUUGGCACAUUUGGUGUUUGGAACAAACCUGCAUCUUACAAGCCAACAGGCAUCAGUGUAUUCCUUUAACUUUUGAAAGGAAUACGCUGAACUGAACUUAUUGACACAAGCCCUUAUUGAAGUGAGCACCAGCUGGGCCAGCUGUUUAGGUUGGAUGGCAGCUCAACUAGAGGACAACAGGGUGCACGAACAUCCAAGCCCUUUGGGAAACUGAGCUGUAGCUUUCACAUUCAAACCUCAUUCUGUAUUCAUUAACAAACAGUAGCCCGACAGCAGCCUUAUCCACCUUCACACACCUGAAAUAUUUCGUGUUUUUUGGCCUCAGAAGUGUCUACAAAGCAGGCAUGUACACAGACAUUCAGGGCCACAAGAUAACAAAAACUACAAAUGAAAAGAAAUGCAUUAUUUUUGUGAUUGCCAAGGAGCUGAAAUAAAAGUUAGUAUACAAAAAAUGCAUGUUUACAUCCUAGAGAGUGAUGAGCCAAAGCAGACAGACAUAUUUGGACUCUGCCUGUGCACAUGUCUGCUAAAAAUAUAGAUAACGUAUUGAUAUAUUUAUUGAAUAAUGAUCAGUUUUCUGAAGUAGAGAAGUGUUCUUGUGCUGCUCAAUAGACUUACUGUAGAUGCCUCAUCCGCAAUUUACUUACCUCUGACACAUAUUAUGUGAAAAUGACUGAAGAGAUGCAGUUUUAGGUCAAAUAAGAGCACAUGAACAGCUUGUCUGCAUGUUGCUUUUUUUCUGAUCCGCUCCCGACAGGGAGUUACUGUAACGUGGGGUCAGGUGAUAGUUUUGUAUUUAGGUCCACUGCUGUUUUGUAGCUGUCGUAUUAUACUGUGCACUACUCUGAGCGAGGUGUUAGUAUUUUUCUUACGUCUCUCUCCGUUGGGGGUGGGGGGGAGACACAGUACUGUCAGAAUGUAUUAUCUUUACCAUGUUUACAGAUGCAAGAAUGUGAAAAAUACCUUGAAUUUGUGUUUGAUUUGUACAUUCCAUGGCUUGUGUCAAGUGCCUCAAUAAAUGACUGUCUUAACAAA
This is a messenger RNA of Perca fluviatilis (European perch), 3692 nucleotides long. RefSeq names its product regulator of G-protein signaling 9-like. NCBI's taxonomy places the organism in Eukaryota, Metazoa, Chordata, Actinopteri, Perciformes, Percidae. The transcript is spliced from 2 exons. The coding region runs from base 1329 to 1946 and encodes 205 amino acids. The record is from RefSeq and is a predicted model, not a curated record.